AACUUUUAGCAGAUGGCGCUAGCAUAGCUUUAACCUGUCAAAGUUGUUUUGAAUUCCUGUGUUUAUUUCGAGCUUUUUUUUUUCAACAAGUUACUACGAUGGACGCUUUAAAACAAACGUAUUUGACAUGGCGGAUAUGUGAACUAAAGGCGGAAUUGAAAAAACGAGGUGCAUCGCUUAAAGGAAAGAAAGCAGAUCUUGUUGAAAGAUUGGAACUGUAUGACCAAAAUUUUAAUUUUGGGAAUACUGCCAUUCCAGAAAACGAUGAUCCUUCAAUGCAAGUUCCUGAUGCCAACACAUAUUGGGAUAUUAAUAGUAAUACUAUGUUGCCACCACUAAAUGAAUUGCAUAUAAGGCAAUACUUUUGCUUUAUUAAUAAAAAACUGGAUGAAGCUAAAACAUUAUAUGAGUCCAGAUACCUCAUCUUUGCGAGAGCUUCAAAUGUAGGUGACGCCACAAUUAUUAAAGGAGUCUGUAAAAAAACCAUGAAAGCUCUACAGUAUGAAGUCCAUGUGAAGUUACACCAAAAUGGAACUCCACAAUAAUCUCACUGUGAAUAUCCUGCAGGAAGUGGUGUUGAGGCAAAGUGCAAGCAUGUUGGUGUACUUUUACAUGGUAUCGCACACAUGGUUAGGGACAAGAUUAUAUUGCUACAUCAACUGCAGACAUUUCAUGUCCCUAAAGGGCCCUUUACGGCAUCUCCAUUAGUAGCUCAUAAGUUACCAAAAAAGAAGCCAGCUAAAAAAUUUACCCCUUACCCAGUUCAAAA
Molecule: messenger RNA, 769 nt
Organism: Bicyclus anynana (squinting bush brown)
Lineage: Eukaryota; Metazoa; Arthropoda; Insecta; Lepidoptera; Nymphalidae
Exons: 3
Coding region: 99-545 (148 amino acids)
Source: RefSeq, a predicted model, not a curated record